UCAUCAGUCAUUCUGUGUCCGUCAACACUCGCAAUGCAAUCGUAGUUUAAACUGUACAAAUUCGUUGGUUGAAUUCGCGAAGGUUGUCAAUCAAUAGCAGGUAGUUGUGCGUUAAAAGGAAGUUUUCGAGAUCUACGUUCUACAAGUCUGCAAUAAAAAUAAAAUGUGCGACACCAACGGGUCCUUGACAAAAAGCAACAUAAAAGAUCCGAAAUUUGGGACCAAACUCGUGCACGCCGGACACAACCCUGGAGAGUGGACUUACAACGAUGUCGUGCCACCGAUUGCAAUGAGUACUAUAUUCAAUUCGAGAUCGCCGGGAGUAAUUGAAGGUUUCGAGUACACGAGAUGUGGCAAUCCAAUCCGUUCGGUCUUGGAGAAAUGUUUGACAGCACUGGACCACGCCAAGUACGCGCUGGUCUACAGCUCCGGGAUGGCGGCCAUCUCGUCCAUGGUUAAUCUGUUGGCGCCCGGUGACCAUAUGCUGUGCAGCUCUAACGUGUACGGUGGAACGUAUCGGCUGCUCGACAAAAUAGGCAAGCAUGCGGGCAUCUUGUUUGACUUUGUUGACUUUUCCGACACGGAGACUGUUAUCAAAAACAUAAAACCCAACACGAAGCUCGUUUGGUUUGAGAGYCUAUCAAAUCCUUUAAUGAUCGUUAUAGACGUACAAAAAGUAUCUGAAGCCGUUCACAGGAUUCGUGCAGACAUCUUAGUGGCCGUUGAUAAUUCAUUUGUGACCCCCUAUUUUCAGAGACCGUUGGAUCUUGGCGUAGAUGUUAUUAUGUAUUCGUUGAGUAAAUAUAUGAAUGGACAUUCAGAUAUACUUAUGGGGGCACUAGUAACCAACAACAAGAAGUUAUAUGAUAAAUUAUACGUUUUUCAAUACACCUCAGGAAACGUACCGUCGUCGUUCGACUGUUACAUGGUCAACCGCGGACUGAAGACGUUACACGUGCGAAUGGAACAGCACAUGAAGAACGCCACGGCGGUGUCCGUUUACUUGGAAUCGCAUUCCAAAGUGCUUAGAGUGAACUACAUGGGCCUACCCAGUCAUCGGCAACACGAAAUUAUCGAAAAACAGUUCACAGGCUACAACGGCAUAGUGUCGUUCUACAUCAACGGCGGCAUCGAAGUGAGCACAAAGCUGUUGGAAUCGCUUAAGCUGUUCUGUAUCACGUGCAGUCUGGGCUGCUACGAAAGCUUGGCCGCUCUUCCGUGA
This is a messenger RNA of Diuraphis noxia (Russian wheat aphid), 1222 nucleotides long. RefSeq names its product putative cystathionine gamma-lyase 2. Lineage: Eukaryota; Metazoa; Arthropoda; Insecta; Hemiptera; Aphididae. The record is from RefSeq and is a predicted model, not a curated record. Gene Ontology annotation, cellular component: cytoplasm. Gene Ontology annotation, biological process: transsulfuration. Gene Ontology annotation, molecular function: cystathionine gamma-lyase activity; pyridoxal phosphate binding.